Liolophura sinensis is the source of this 3303-nucleotide messenger RNA. Its product is annotated as beta-1,3-galactosyltransferase 1-like. Bases 359 to 1696 code for a protein of 445 amino acids. Gene Ontology annotation, cellular component: Golgi membrane. The record is from RefSeq and is a predicted model, not a curated record. Gene Ontology annotation, molecular function: hexosyltransferase activity. The transcript is spliced from 3 exons. Gene Ontology annotation, biological process: protein O-linked glycosylation. NCBI's taxonomy places the organism in Eukaryota, Metazoa, Mollusca, Polyplacophora, Chitonida, Chitonidae.
UAAAGUGGAGUUAAACUUCAUACUGUCAGGCCCUCUCGGUUUUCCGCCUUGCAGCGAUAUAAAACUUUCAGGGAGAGUUACUACAACGCGAGUUCCGUUCAAGUUGUGAAAGCUGAAGAAAAAUGAGCGGACGAAGGAAGGUACGGUGGUUUGGACCUACGCGGUGUACGACAUGGCGUGGCAGGGCUUAAGAUUGCCGGCCUAUUCUUAGAAGAAGGUCACGGGCAGUUGAAACUGAAAACGCAACAACGCAUCGUGUGGAAAUUAUGAAACGAGCAACCUCGUAAGAUCCUUCGUGCGAGCCUUAUAGUGAAACCAAUGAAAUAGACCCGAUGCCUCAAUCAGGUUGCACUAGAUCAUGGCCUCUAAUAAGACACGCGUGCUGCUUUCGCUGAUUACUGUUUGUUUUGUGUUAAACAUGGGCUACAUCUGGUACUCCACGGUUCUUCCUUUCAACAUACUGUUUAAAAACGAAAGUUUUGGUUCGAUUCUCUAUCUAGGGACAUUUGAAGAAAAUUCCACAAGUUCCUGGUUUCUGACGCGUUCUCUUGGUAUUAAUGGAACCGGUACCUCUGGUGAAACUGUUCUAGCAAACCCACGCUCUGAUUUACCACAUUCCAAGUCGACAGAAUCUAAUAUGUCAAAAUUUGACGAAAUCUUCCAGAAUUUCAGCUUAUCAUUUAAAGACUUGAGACUAGGUCGGCAACUUCCAUCUAAUAAUAACGUGACAUUUCAAAAAAUUAUUUACACGCUGAAAACAACUUCAGCUGUUGCAUUGGCUAGUGUAACAGAUAGCGUUCCCAUCAGGGAGGAACCGGUGCAACAGCCUAAGUACCCCAAUCCACAUCCCUACAAUUUUACCAUCAACGACAGUCAGCUAUGUUCUCAAAACAAAUCCGAGCUACGGACCUUGAUCGUUGUGUGUAGCGCACUGGCAAACUUCGAGGCGCGUACGGCAAUCCGAAGUACAUGGGGAUUGCCGAGUCAUUUGGACCGAUUGAAAUCAAGGUUAGUGUUUCUAUUUGGUGCAACAACCGAUCAACAACUUCAAGACAGAGUAGUGAAUGAAAGUCGUCAUUUCCGCGAUAUUAUUCAAGAGGAUUUUUUGGACACUUACCAAAAUUUGUCCCUUAAGUCGGUGGCCUUGCUGAAAUGGGUCACAGCCAACUGUUUGAGUGCAAAAUUUGUUCUGAAGACAGAUGAUGAUAUGUUCAUUAACACUGAGAUGCUGUACAAGACACUAUCGCAAACGAAACCAGUUCGGUCUAUCAUGGGAACCAUCAUUGUAGGUGCCAGGCCAAUCCAGGACAAAAAGUCUAAGUGGUACACUCCUAAAGAAGACUUUCCCCGAAGGGUAUAUCCAAAAUAUUGCUCUGGGACUGCUUAUGUUGUAUCUACAGAUCUUGUCCCAUCACUGUAUAAUGUAACUCUGUACACCCCAUUGUUUUGGUUAGAGGAUAUAUACAUAACUGGCAUAUGCGCUGGUAAGCUGAAGCCUAGGUACCUCACAGCAAGCGGCUUCUCCCUUGCCGAACGACCCACUACAGGAUGUGCAUAUAAAGACGCAAUAUCAGGUCACAGAGUUUCUGUCAAAAGUAUGUAUAAAAUAUGGGAAGAACUGAAUGAUUUGGAGUCUUUGAAAAAGUGUCCUUCUAGAGAUAGUCGGAAAGUGCUUCGCAAGAGACGAUCUAUGUGAACAAAUGGUUAUCAAUUCUAUUGGUAUUAUUUAUGUUGUUAUAAAUGUGCCAUGAAAGAUCGUAUUGCUAAUUUCGUAACGAAGGUUACGACGGAGCUGCAACAACUAACAGCAGCCAACUUGCCAAAUUUGCGUAAUGCUUAAAUUGCGCAAUCUCUAAUAAUGUCAAAAAGUAUUUAUUUUAUGUAUAUAUUUUAUUGGUGUUUUACGCCGUACAAGAAUAUUUCACUUGUGCUAUAGCGGAGAGCACUAUGGUGGGAAGAAAGCUAUCAGUCUGAGGAAAACCCACGACCAUCGGCAGGUUGCUGGAAGACUUCCCUACGUACGACCGGAGAAAACCAGCGCUAGCUGGACUUGAAGUCACAGAGACGGCACUGAUGAGAGGCUCCUGAGUCAUUGUGCUGCACUGAAAAGAUUUUAUUAUAAACUUAUUUAUAAACAUCAACUGUACGUGAUUUAUUUCCAUAAAUUGAUAGUUUAGAGAUUUUUUCCUUUUAAUAUUCAACAGGUUUCUAUAUUUUUGUGGGAUGCAAAUUAAAUUCAGGGAAUUUCAGUAGCACAUAAACACACAAAUCUGUUAGUACUAUGAAGGAAACAUGUUAUCAAUUCUAAAGAAACUCUGAAUGAAAAGCAAAGAAAGUUUCCCUAAAUGAAUACCUGAAUGUAAGAACUGCACGUUCUUCUUGUUAUUCAUGAAGCUACGUGUCAAUUCUCUCUAAAAACGGCAGUGUAGAAAUUUGCACACCCGCACUGACGUGUUACACAAGUUAACAAUUUGUGUACUGCUCAUAAAUGUAGAUGCGGACCUUUGCCUUCAACACUGGACCACGCGUACAUGUAAAAGCAAUAGGUUUGAGAGAGAGUGGCUGUAUAUCCUACAGUCGUGAAGUGACUGUGUAGUCUGAUAUUUUGUGUAUACAUAUCUGUGAUUCACCAAGUUAUAGGUCUGUGGUUGUAUAUUUUGUGAGAAACUCACAGAAUACAGUGAAGCCUGAUCUCCCUUGUAAAUGUGGUUCAUUAAGUCAUUAUAGGUGUACUAUUAAAUAUAUGGAUCUUCAUAAAUUGUGAGCCAAUGGUGAUAUAUCAUACUGCGGGAGGUGUACUGUACAGUCUGCAUUCUUUCUUGAACCAAACAUAAAUUUAAUGGUUUUAUCGUUUGCAAACAUUUUAUUUUUAAUUAAGACACUCACAUAUAAUAAGUUUAUGCAAACUGUGAACAUUAAAAGUCUAUGAACGAUGCAGAAGAAUCUUGCGGAUUUUCAUAACAUGCCUGCAUUAUGUAACGUUUUGAUGUUGUGUUGCACGGAGUAUUGGCGUGUAAGUACAUUUGCAUUGUUCACAAAUGUUAAUGCUUAUUCUUUGACAGUUUUCAAGUAGGUACGUGUAUAUGAGCUUUUUCAAAUUCUUAUCAGUUAAAGGUUGUGGGUCAGUAAUGCUUUUAGUUCAUGUAACUUAAAUGACAAUGUGGGUCAGUACAACGACAGAACAGUUUUAGUAAAUUGAACGGCGUAAGAAAUUGUACCCUGUAAGAGGAGUUUUAAGUAUUGAUGUGCCUACAUUCCAUAGUAUGAUGACAACAGAUCUAAUAAAGCUUUAUUUUUUAUUUU